CUUAGGUGUUUGUCAGUGACUGGAGAUUUACUAUCAGUUUAGAAAAAGGGGGAGGAACUAAAGUUAGCUCACAAAUUCCCCACAGGUUUUUGUCUAUGCAGAAGUGCCCGGAGUUUCUCACCCUGAGUUCUGACCUGUAAAUCUGCAAGGAAAUCUUGAGAGUUUUUCUUUUUCCUUUUCUUUCUUUCUUUCUUUUUUUUUAAAGGAGGCAGGGAGCUGUGGAUCCAUCCCAUCAUCGGAAUCCUAGCUGAGAAGCAACUUGUAAUGGAGGCUUCACCUCUUGAGUUACCAGCUGACACACUUCAACGCAUCGCAUCUGAACUUAGAUGUCACCUGACAGAUGAGAGGGUUGCCCUCCACCUUGAUAAGGAAGAUAAGCUGAGGCACUUCAGAGAGUAUUUUCAUAUCCCCAAAAUGCAGGAUCUACCUGCAGUUGAUUUAUCUUUAGUGAAUAAGGAUGAAAAUGCCAUCUAUUUCUUGGGCAAUUCUCUUGGCCUGCAACCAAAAAUGGUUAAAGCAUAUCUGGAAGAAGAACUAGAUAAGUGGGCCAAAAUGGGAGCCUAUGGUCAUGAGAUAGGGAAACGUCCUUGGAUUACAGGAGAUGAGACUAUUUUAGGCCUUAUGAAUGACAUUGUAGGAGCCAAUGAGAAAGAAAUAGCCCUAAUGAAUGGUUUGACUGUUAAUUUACAUCUUCUACUGCUAUCAUUUUUUAAACCUACACCAAAACGAUAUAAGAUUCUUUUGGAAGCCAAAGCCUUCCCUUCAGAUCAUUAUGCUGUUGAGUCACAGCUUCAACUACAUGGACUUAACAUUGAGAAGAGUAUGCGGAUUGUAAAGCCAAGAGAGGGGGAAGAAACAUUGAGAACAGAGGAUAUCCUUGAAGUAAUUGAGAAGGAAGGAGACUCAAUUGCAGUGAUCCUGUUCAGUGGGGUACAUUUUUACACUGGACAGCUCUUUAAUAUACCUGCCAUCACAAAAGCUGGACAAGCAAAGGGUUGUUUUGUUGGCUUUGAUCUAGCACAUGCAGUUGGAAAUGUCGAACUCCGCUUACAUGACUGGGGGGUUGAUUUUGCCUGCUGGUGCUCCUACAAGUAUUUAAACUCAGGAGCGGGAGGUCUUGCUGGUGCCUUUGUCCAUGAAAAACAUGCUCAUACAAUUAAACCUGCCUUCCAGCAAAGUGUCUCAUUAACUACUUCUGAGGAAUUGAUGAAUGAAAUAUGGAAAAAGUCUAAUAAGCCUCAAAAAGAAAGGUUAGUGGGAUGGUUUGGCCAUGAAAUCAGCACCAGAUUUAAGAUGGAUAACAAACUGCAAUUAAUCCCUGGGGUUAGUGGAUUUCGAAUUUCAAAUCCUCCCAUUUUGUUGGUCUGUUCCUUACAUGCUAGUUUAGAGAUCUUUAAGCAAGCGACUAUGAAAGCAUUGAGGAGAAAAUCUGUUUUGCUAACUGGUUAUCUGGAAUACAUGAUCAAGCAUUACUGUAACAAAGAUAAAGCAGAUACCAAGAGACCAUUUGUGAACAUAAUUACUCCAUCCUGCAUAGAGGAUCGUGGCUGCCAGCUAACACUAACCUUUUCUAUUUCAAUACAAUAUGUAUUCCAAGAACUAGAAAAACGAGGAGUGGUUUGUGACAAGCGGGAUCCAGAUGGCAUCCGAGUGGCUCCAGUUCCUCUCUACAACUCUUUUCAUGAUGUUUAUAAGUUUAUCAAUCUACUUGCUUCUGCACUUGACUCUGCAGAAACCAAAAAUACCAGUGUUCUCUAGAACAACUUAAGUAGUACUAAGAGCUACUAUAUUUUAUUAUUUUUGUUCUUAUUUUAAUAAUUGGAAAUUUUUUCAAAACCAAUUGCACAUAACUGGCAAUGAAUCAUUUAGUUUACAGAAAGAUCUGAUAUAUUUUCUCUAAAUGUCUGGGGUUCUGAGGUAUCCACAUGUCUGUUCAAUUUCUCCAUGCGUGGUGGAUCAAAGUUUUCAUUGGUCCAAGUAUUAUGUAUACAGUCUUAGCUAGCUGUCACAUUUCAUGGUCAGUGAAUGUUUUAUGUUGAUUUAAUUUAUAAUUUGACUGACAACUUCAUAAUAUAUGUGCAAUUUUUUUGUGUCAAUUUUAGAAAUGUCGCUUUAGUUUUAAUUUACCAAAGAGGUUCUUAUAGUCACUGUAAUUUUGCAGUCUGAUAUAUGUAUGAUUUUGCAGUAUUCCAUCCAACUCUAAUCUAAAGAACAGAAAAUACAUUUUCUAGGGUAGUAGCUUUCAAAUAUUUUGACCACAGUCCACACUAAGAAAUAUGUUUAAUAUCAGAUACCAGUAUUUAUAUGUGUUUAUGUCUUAUUUUAUUGAUUCUAAUAUACAAACUUUUAUCAUAUUUCAACAUCUGUGAAAGAAGAAUUUUUUUCAGUUUUCAAUCAAUGAUUCUUACAUUGCUACUGACCAUUCUUUCAUGUUACCAUCCUUGACAUUAGCACGCUUCUCACAAUGAAUAGAUAGCAUCUUAGAUAUGAUAUUUUUUAAUGGUAUAUAUACCAAAAGCAAAAGUUUCAUAAAUCAGUAGUGCUCUGCUAUUUAUUAUUCAUUUUAUCUCAUCACAUCAAAUUCUGGUUGAAACUCAUUGAACCUAUUUGCCCACCGACUCUUGGAUCCUAAUCCAUUUUUCAAGGUUGUCCCUUUUUUUAAUGUUAUCACUAUUGCUUUUUUGUUUGUUUGUUUGUUUUAAUGGGAACCUCUCCUAAUAGAAGGCUAUUUUUUAAAGAGUUUAUUUAUUUAUUUUGAGAGAAAGAGAUAGAGAGUGUGAGUGGAGGAGGGGCAGAGAGAGAGAGAGCAAGGGAGAGAAUCCCAAGCAGGCUCCACACUGUCAGCUCAGCUCCUGAUGUGGGGAUCAAUCUCCCAAACAAGGAGAUCAUGACCUGAGCCAAAAUCAAGAGUCAGGACACUUAAUGGACUGAGCCACCCAGGUCAACCCUCCACCCCCCAUAGAAAAUGUUACUCUGUCUCUGAAACAGUGAAAUAAAUCACCCCAAGAUAUUGGCAAUUGAGAAUUAGAAUUAGCAAAUGAGAGCUUCAUCUCUCAACCUCUAACCCAAAUCUAUGGCCCUUUCUUUCCUCCAGGAAAACUACACUUACACUCAGCCCUGUUGGACUUCCCUGGUUUUCAGUUGUUGAUACUGCAACCACUACUCAUGAAUUGGCAAAACAGUCUACAUUUAUAUACACGGGCAGCAAGAAAGAGUGACUGCAAUGUAAUCAUUGUCCCUGAUGAACAAAUUUGAAUGGAAAUAACUUACACAACCGCUAGAGUUAAAUAAAAAGAUGCAGGACAGACACCAAUGCCAGCAACUAUUGAUAUUUAUUGAAUAGUCACCACGUACCAUGUAUUGUGCUAAUCUAGUUAUAUAUUAUCUUACUUAUUUGAGUGGUUGCAUAACUGCUUUAGCAAAGCUGCCGCCUCCAACUUUGGCAAAACUCAUCUUUGUGGAUGGAAAAGUUCUCAAAACCCUAAAAUUCGACUAUAUACAACUUCAUGUAGGAGAAAUCGUUUUGAAGCUCACAGAUGUAAGCAAAACAGACAUGGUUUCAGCUCUCAGGGAACAUGUAGCUUAGUGGGAGAAAUGGGUAGUAAAUAUAUAAACACCCAAAUAAACAUAUGAGUACAAACUGUAAGUUUUAUGAAAGAAAAACAGAUGAUACUGUAAGAAAAAUCUCAAGGGUAUUAAUUAGAUGGUCAAGUAAGGGGAGGUAUAUGGUAGUGCUUAUAACUUUAAAUUCUAAAAUAUCAGGCUAAUCACAUUAAAAUUGCAUCAAGUUAUACAUACAAACCAUUUAAAGCAUACUCAGCACUAUGUCAUGCGGGUUAAGAAACAAAGCAUUAGAAAUUCCCUUUCUCCCUGCUUGCAUUCCCAUUUCUCCCCAAAUCCAGACAUAACCAUCAAAUCAUAUUUUGUGUUAACCAUUUCCUUACUUCCAUUGAAGUAUUACACCUAUGUAUGCACCAUAAAAUAUAUAUUAGCUGAUUUUGCCCUUGUGUGAACUUCAUGCAAAUUUAAUUGUGUUGUUUAUAUUCUGCCUCCUUUGCUCAGUGUCAGGUUUUUGAGAUUUAUCCAUUUUCAUCCAUUUUCAUUGCUGCUCAGUGUUCUCGUAUAUAUUUGGGGUUAUUAGUUUAUUCUACUACUAGUGAACAUUUGAAUUCUUCCCAAUAUCUUUAAUAUUGCAACAAUGCCGCUACUAACAUUCUUGGUACACAGAUUCAAAAGUUUGCCCAGGACAUAAUAACUGUGAAAACGUCAGGUCAAAGGACCCACACGUGUUCAACUUCACUAAGAAGUAGCAAACUCUUUUCCAAACUAGUUGUACCAGUUUCCAUUGCAACCAAUAGGAAAUGGGAGAUCUCUUCUCUCAAUCCUUGCCGAUAGUAGCUGUUGAUUGAUUGCCUUUGUUACAUAUGCAGACUUACAUAGCCAGGGUGAUUACUAAAAUAACAGAAAGAAUGUUAUUCAAUAGAACAGAAUGAAUGUUCUACUUCAGCACAAGUAGAAGGAGAAACAGAAUGAGGAGAUACACAUACACUGCUGUUUAUGCUUCAGAAACCAUCCUUAAUCUAUGGAUUGAGACAAGACUAGAGUAUUACCUGACUUUUGCCCUUGCUCAGCCCUUUCCCUCCCCAUAUUCCCUCUUUCAUAGUUUUUUCUGAUGAGCAUUCUUUCAAAAAAAACAUAUUAAUUCAAACAUUGCUCUUUAUUUCUAGGAAACCCAAUUUAACAAAGCAUUGCCUUCGUCUAGUGCUAAUAACCAUAAGCCUUUUAUAGUCCUAUAUUCAAUGUCUGAUAAAUUUCAGUUCUGUUUCUGUUGUUUUUCACGAAUAAUACUUGUUUACUUGUGUAUAUUGUGCUUGUUAACUUUAAACUACUCAUUUAUAUUGA
Molecule: messenger RNA, 4902 nt
Organism: Felis catus (domestic cat)
Lineage: Eukaryota; Metazoa; Chordata; Mammalia; Carnivora; Felidae
Gene: KYNU
Product: kynureninase
Exons: 15
Coding region: 265-1758 (497 amino acids)
Biological process (GO): NAD+ biosynthetic process
Cellular component (GO): cytoplasm
Molecular function (GO): kynureninase activity; pyridoxal phosphate binding
Source: RefSeq, a predicted model, not a curated record